AUGACGCGAGAAACAAUUGGCAAUCGUUUGGAAAAGUUCCAGAAGUUGAACAUUGUGAAUCUCAGUUACCUAAAUAUAUACUCCUUUAUAAUCGAUUUUAGGUACGUUGGCUUAUGGACUCUCGAUUCGAAUUCAUCCGCGUUCCUAAAAUACUCGUACCAUGUAUACAACAAAUCUAUCUUAGCGAUUAUGCUCGUCUUCAUGAUAACUCUAUUCGCUGACAUUUGCAUAAGUUUUGACGAUCUGUCAAUCGUUACGGACGACGGAUGCGUUUUUGCCGGGAUCAUCGUCGUGUUCUUCAAGGUGAUACUCUUCCAAACUCGCCAUGAAAAAAUUAGACGAUUGAUCCGCAAAACUAUCGGUAGUUGUGUCGAACUCUGCAAGUUUCCCAUUGGCGUUGAAAACGAAAUCUUGGACAAAUACCUGCUGCUCUGCCGCAUAGCCUUCUAUGGAUUUAGCGUCCUGGGCUUCUUCCUCGUGAUCGCUCUGCUAUUCAUCGUGCCUGUGGAGAACGGAGAGCUCCCGGUGAGGGCCCAGUAUCCCUUCGAUACAACGGUGUAUCCAUGGCACGGGAUCGGCUUCUUCGUCGAGGCCUGCACCGUCUCCAUCGGCAUAACCGCCAUCAUCAUGAUGGACAGUUUGCUCACCAAUUUAUGCACUCUAUUUAUCGUGCAGCUCGAGAUUUUGAACGCACAUUUUAAAAGCUGCGGCAGUUCUACAACCGAGGCCAGCUGCGAAAAGGAUAAUUACGAUCCGGACGCGAUUCGUUGCGGCGGUUUCGCCGAGCGGUUCGGACGAUCCAUCCGUAAUCAUCAACGUCUGCUCGCCAUAAUAGACGACUUCAACAAGGUGUUCAGCGCCGGCAUGUUCGUUCAGAUGCUCUCGAGCACCUCGAUGAUUUGCCUAACUGGCUUCCAAGCAGCCUUGAAUGCUGUGGGGAAGAUGCGUUCUCUAGCCCUCGUUCUCAUGAGCUUCAACCUCCUGCAAGUCGUCGUUCGCUGUCAAGAAUUAUCGGUCAUCCGGCACUCCGAUGGAGAUAUUUUUACCAUCGAAGGUUCUUGCACGGAGGCCUGCACAGUGCUUAGCAGCGGCACCGCCAGUCCUUAUUCCCGGGGUUCUUCGAGUUCAAGUCUCCUUGUGCCAAACAGUUCCUGCACGUGCCAGUGUAACUUCGACUUGCCUAUCUUUCGAGAGGAUCUUCACAUUUGCGUCAAUGACAUUCACGAAUGCAACGUUGCUGGCUUUGUCAACAGCAACGGCCACGUGGAGAGAGUACCGUAUGUCUUCUUACCACAACGAGGGCAGAUAAUAUAUCCUCACGCGGAGAUUCGCUUCGAAGGUGUGACCACUCCUGUAUGCGGGAUUGCCGGUGCCAAGCAAUUGGGAAGGACGGGAUGGUCCGAAUUAAGGAAUCUCUCCGACGCCGAGCCGCCCUUCAGAUUGUUCCGAGACGAGGGCAGGACGUUCCUCCAGUGGAUUGGCGAAGCUGGGCUGAGAGACGCAGCAGAAGGACGAGUCGUGACGGCCAAACUUGUCUGCAGAGACGCGUCACCGAAGUCGACAUUCUCUGGGGUUUUCACACCUUGCGUGGCCUUUAGGGUGGCCGGUUCGCCAUCAAAAAACAGUAUACGAGAAGUAAUGUUCUCGUCGACGUCCCAGGUGUCACAAGGAUUAUCAGCUACGGAAUACACCGCCAUCGGUCUUUCCUCUGUAAUCUUGGCUCUCAUAUACGUAGCCAGCGUAUCGUUAUAUUUGCACAGCAGAAGGGUGAAGACAAAGUCCAUCGAAGAGGCGGACAUCACUCUUGACGGCGGUCGAGACGGCGGCGGAUUGGUGAAGAGCAAUCCAUUGUUGACAGCCACGAGACAUUUCGAGAGCGACACUAAUAGUGGACUAACCGAGAGCGAUUUAGGCGAAGAUCUUCCUGCGAGCGAUAAUGAGCAAGGUUUCGAAAAUCAAAUAACAUCGGCGAUCGUUCAUCCUCACUGCGUGUAUCUGGAGCAAUCGGAAGGGCCUUUUUCCACGGGUUCCAUUCUGGGUGAGAGGCUACCGGAAGAGGAUGUACGGGUCGUGGAGACGGCUGAAAAUCCGCAUCAGCAAGAUGUACCGGUUCUUCCAGGUGCUCAACGUAGGAAAUUGUACUUCAAUCCCGCGUACUUCGAUCGACAGCUAUUGCUGGCCCCACCUCCGGCUGCCAUCGAGUUCCUGCUCAAAAUCCGAGAAGUCAUCUCCAUCGCCAAGCACAAGAUGGCUGCAAAAAGAUUUGUUCCUACUCUCAAUGGUAUUCCGGAAGAGGAGAGCAAUUCCGAACGGUGCGAAUCGGCAAAAUCAAGCAAGCAUCAACAGAGAACGACCCCAAGCUCCGUUCAAGGCGGCUCGGUCACGAAAUCGCGGAAGUCCCAACGGUGCACCGGAUGUCCCGGUUGCAGCGAGUCUCCUCGGCUGCUUCCCGCUCUUCCUAUAUCUGAUUUGCCCAGCCACGGUGAGAGCAAGGUGCGCGCCUGGUUGGAGGACGUGCGACCACCACAGCGUCGCUGGAGGGACGCCGAGGAUACGCGUAGGAACUUCCAGGAGAACGCCCGAACGUUUGCCAGAAAUCUGGAAUACCUAAAGGAGUUGGCCAGACGCGAUUUUGGUGAUCCGGACGAUCGCGCGAAUCUGGUUGGCAAAUCGGUAUCGUCGUGGAAAGAUAAUCCACCGAUGCUGAGGACCUUCCAGAAUAUCACCGCCAGAAGUGAGAUUCUGGAGAACGACGAUCGCUACAGCGUAUCCAGACGAUCGACCAGGUCCAUGUUCGAAGGAUCCGAGUACGACCGUUGCGGCCGUGGUAAGCGGGCGAAUGGUAGACCAUUCCAGUACACUGCCGGUGACGACGCGAUAAACGCGAAAGUCCGCAAGGCCAUCGAGAAUUCCUUCAUCAAGCAAAUGGAGGAGAGCGCGGUCAUAGAGAGCGAGACGAAAGAGAGCGUGAAAGACGAUAGGAACAGCAAGAGUGAGGACGAGUCGGCAAAAACAGAGAGAUCAUCCAGCAACACGAAUAAAUCGGAGAAAUCGCGAUCGCAGCAAUCGCAGAGCAACCCCAAAAAAGAACUUCCAGAUAUGAUUAACGAGCUACCCGGUGCGAAGAACACUGCAAAGCGUAUUAUGGACGCCGUGAUACGUGAGAUGGUAGACGUGAAGGCGUUGGAUCAUCAUCACACUAGAUCAUCUAAUCGUCCUACGACGAUUACCGACUACGAGGUAGACAGUCUGGAACGUUCCAAGUGUAGUCGGAAGUCAUCGACAUCGCCGGAUCAGUCAUCGACGGAUAAUCAAUCGAGUCCGGCCUUAUCCACGGCAUUGCCAAUGGACGAGGAGUUAACGAUGCAAAAUGCUGUGAUCAACACGCGUACCGGCGAAAUGACGAUGUCGAAGCUCAGUAAUCAGAUUCUCGAGAGAAACUGCUACAACAGUCUGCCAGAAUUGAUCAGCAGUCAACGGUCGGAGACGUACUCGCUGGUGAGUGAAGUCUACGUGAAUGACGGCUACGCCAGUCCAGCCUGCAGUGACGACAGUGGUCCGGAGAUUCAAUACGAGCCGGAGAAUCCGGGUCAUUUGACCAUCAAGGUCCAGGACUCUCCAGAAAACUACGUGAAGCUUGACGAAUCCGAGUACGAGCCGGACACGUUGGAUCGAAAGCCGAUGAAGCUGCGAAUCAACGACGACAUACAAUACAACCGAGGGGAAAUUACCAACGAGAUUUAUGUGGAUUCGUUAGAGCGACCGGCUCAGAUCCUUCUCAAGAGCAAGGGUAGUUUUCGCGACGAGAAUUCUACGCUGCAACGUACUAGCCACAACAGUUUACGGGAGAUUUACGAGGCAAGGAUAAAGUCGGGUAUGAAGGACCCACAUUUGACGAAUGGUCAUGACCCGGAGGUGCAAAUGAACGGCGAGUCCGAUGGCGUAGACUCGUGGAAAAAGUUGAAAUACUUGACGCCGGACAACAGACAAGCAAAGAGACAACGACAGCCGCAUAACCAGCCGGACGUGGUGCCGUUGCCGCCCACGGAAGAGGAGAUCUAUCAGCGACCGAAGCCACCGCGGCGCGUCGAAGACGCGAGACUGCCGCCGUUAUCUCCGCCAAAAAACGCCUGGGACGGGAGUCCUGUCGGAGCGGGUGACCCUACAGCCAGUAACGGCGCUCCUGUCCCGAAAGCUGACGGAUACCAUGUAGGGGACCAAACCUGCCUCUGCUCGUCGCAGACUCAACUCGACGAAGUCUCGGUGCGAGAAACGAAGGUGGCGCGAGAUAAACGAUCGAUUACAGGUUCCUCUCAUCACAGAAGUUCCGGAAGAAGUUCAAGGACGCGAUCGUGGAGCGCCGAUCAUCGCCGGGAGGAUAAGGACAAACUCCUCAACAAAAGCAGAGCGCAGAGUGGCUCCAGAACAAGGCAGUUGAAAGGUCUCUCGAAGAGCUGUGAUUCCAACUCGAACAUGCUACCGUUGGUGGACAAUCGACGUGGUCACGUGAAGGUUGAAGAUAGCGGCUACCUCAGUAGCACAGACAGCAACGGUUCGCACAAGCGAUUGCUGAAGCACGAGGUAAGUAGCGUGUCCGAGGAGACCGACGAGACCGAAUCUGUGUGUGACGGCGCUAGCGAGAGCGGUGCCGAGAGCGUCGGCACCGACAGCGUGUUUUUCGGCAAUUUUCGCAGACUGUCACAAAUCUCUAAAAGCGCUGAUUCCGGCGUGGAUCUUGGAGCGAAGAAUUCGUCAUAUUAUCAGCCGAUGUUCGACACGAACAGUGAGAUCACAGUGGUUUUGGAGAGAGCGAAUUUCAGUACGAGCGACAGCGAAACCGAGAGUCUCGUUACUGUAUUGCCUCCUUGUAACGGUCAGUGCAACAAAUUAGUAUCGUAA
Messenger RNA from Cyphomyrmex costatus, 4899 nucleotides. It is a transcript of the gene sha, whose product is annotated as shavenoid. Bases 1 to 4899 code for a protein of 1632 amino acids. Gene Ontology annotation, cellular component: membrane; cell cortex. Gene Ontology annotation, biological process: imaginal disc-derived wing hair organization; sensory perception of smell. The record is from RefSeq and is a predicted model, not a curated record. Gene Ontology annotation, molecular function: odorant binding; olfactory receptor activity. The transcript is spliced from 15 exons. Lineage: Eukaryota; Metazoa; Arthropoda; Insecta; Hymenoptera; Formicidae.